Gaeumannomyces tritici R3-111a-1 is the source of this 2746-nucleotide messenger RNA. RefSeq names its product PRO41 protein. The record is from RefSeq and is a predicted model, not a curated record. The coding region runs from base 1561 to 1998 and encodes 145 amino acids. The transcript is spliced from 3 exons. Lineage: Eukaryota; Fungi; Ascomycota; Sordariomycetes; Magnaporthales; Magnaporthaceae.
UGCAAGCGCAAGCAGCGCAACAGGCCAGGUGCUCGAUUUGGCCCAUCUCUGCUAGCGUCGCUAGCGCAACUGCCACCGCUUUUCCCAUCACCCGUCCCGGCGGGGUCAAGGACGACAGCGCUUCACAGGAACGCCGGUCUGCUUGGGGGGGUGUUCGGCGACACCAUGUCACGAUGUGCCCGCUCCUUCGCGGCCGCCGCUGCGUGAUGGACGAAUAGUAAGGUGGUUGCGGGCUUGGCUCGUCAAACCCUGGGGCCGGCCAGAAGGAGCUUUGGCCCGGCUUGCCAGGCACCUGGGCUCCCAAACCUGCAGCUCUCGCACGAGGCGGGCGGCUACUGCCACACCCUCCCGACCUGCGAGUAUUGUUUCCUAGCCGGUCCAGUAGUCCGAGUACAUUAUACGCACGCAAACCUCGCAGGCUUGGCUGCAUGCAUGCACGCCCCCCUUCCUCUCCUCCUCCACCACCUCCUCCGCCCACGCGCCGCCUGCCAUCACCUUUGUUGAGUUGCACCCCUCCCGUCGGUGGGCCCCCCAUGCUGCUUCUUAAACUCGCAUCUGUCCCGCUUGUUUGAAGAUCAGGGACACACCUCCUACAUUGCUAAAAUACCCCCUACUGCCUCGACCGCUCGGCCUCCUGGAUCUGCCGUUGUCUCUGUCUGAUCCUCAAACCUGGCCCUCAAUGCGGAGUCGCCCUAUCCCUGAUAUCGCCGCCUCAGAACCACUGCCCCCAUACCGCCGCGCGACGCCCACGAGCGCCACAGCGCUCCCCAGUCGCAGCCGUUUAUUCCGGCCCUCUUUUUCACAAGGCACACAUCCGGUUAUGCCGCUCGGAUGCCCGCUGUCAUCAUAGAUCAGAUCAGCAGGACGUGGAUCGCAAACGAAGCCGCUGCCCAGCCGCACUCGCCCCAGAAACGCCCGAUACGGGGCCCUCGGUUGCUAGAGUCUUGUCUGAUACACCAGGUCGUCGCACCGGCCGCCGCCUGGGGUCCUUGCCCUUUAGGGGGGCAAGACCCAACGACGUGGACCCUGCGACCCAUAGCCGCGAUAUAGUCCAUCGUGGACCCGCAUCGUUUCCCAUCCUUCUUCUACCCUCUUGGCCUUUUCUUCUUCUUCUUCUUUGCCCUCCCUCCCUCCUCCUUCGUGUCUUCGUUAGACUGCCAGCACUGGUGCCUCGCCUGUCGAUAGCCCUCUUUCAUAUCGGCUGGUCUUCGAUUCCUUUCUCAACCCACCCACAGGUCCGGAUACCUGUUUUGCUACCUUCUCUUCGACUCUUCUUCUAGCCCUUCUUUUUGUAUUAUUGUUAUUAGUUAUUAUUAUUCUUGUUUGUUUCCUUUUGCGUCCGCUGUCUUUCCCCCACGCAUCCGAGUUGCCGAGCAAUCCGACGACGAGAACGACGACGAUCCUUCCGAACAGGGAGCACCGGAGGCAUCUGAAGGACUGAGGCUCGGGCAUUGGGAGAGAAAGAGACUGGGACUUUUGGGGUUCUCCGCACUGGCAUAAUUUGCGACGCAUUUCAAGCGAAUCUAUCGACGACAUACGACGAACCAACUCUAGAGCAAGAUGGGAAGGCUUAUCAAGAACCACUGGGCCAGGCUCAUUGUCCUCAGCGCCGCAGCUUACCAGGUCGCGGCUGCCAUCGAGGCUUACUUCUGGCCGAAGAUCUUUUGGGAUUUCAUCACGACCAACCUCGACGGCGCUGUCCGGCCCAUACCAUCGUUGCAAACGGUCAACCUGGUAAUGGGCCUGAUCAUGUUGGCCUGGGAAUGGCCCGUCGGCUUCAUUGCCGGCUCCUCGAUGCACAGGAGCAUUGAGGUCAGGCUGGCAAUCCUGCCCAUGGCUGCCCUUUCCGCGAUUCUCCUCUACCAGGGCACCAACGCCGCCAUCUACUACAUGAUCGGCAUGGUUGUCUACUUCUGGGCCUACAGCGAGGGAGAGAUCAUCUGCGCGAAGCCAUGGACUCUGCCCCAGCGCAGCCGCGGUGGUGGCUCUCGGGUUUAAACUGGGUUUCUGGGGCUCUGCUACGACGCCCCCCGGUCGAUAUUUCACACAUCAGUCUAUCAUCACCAGCAUUUCCUCAUCGUCAUCAAACCAUCACCAUCGGCUUUCUCUCCAGUCCGCGGGGGUCAAUGGCAGCAGCAAAGGACCGCGGGGAGGAGGUGACUUGUCUACAUAUAUACCCCUACCGCGUUUGUUACAACUAUUACUACUACUCAAGAAAGACAUACUAUUUCAAUGCACAAUGGGCGACCUUGUGACACCGACCUCGUCGACGGCCGUGCUUUCCUUUUAAGCCGCGGGGCUUGACCCAGCCACCUCCUGCUUCCAUGGACAAUAGCGCCAAUCCUCUCUACCCGAAUCGACUAGCCGCCAACGAUUGGAAAUCGGUGCACCCGGGGCGCUAGCGACGGCCACUAGACAUCACGAUCCCUUAAUGUCUCGAUCGUCUGAACGUCCGAGAGGAAACACCUAAUAUGAUGGUCUACGACGUCACCACAACGUUCCCGCCCGAUAUCGGGACGAGUGAUACAAUGGCCGAGCCGAGGCAGGAGACAACGCAAAAGCACGAGCCGUCGAGCGAACACAGGUCGGGAAAACGAGUCUUGACAACAACGAGCGGCUGCUAUACGAAAAGAAGAAAAAAACGAUGUGUUUGUUUGGCUUGUCUGGGGAUCUGAUAGCAGCAGCUGUGUUGGUCUCACCGAGGAAGCGAAGGAGCAGCCUUGAUCCAGGGCGCAAGCGGAGUUGC